AUGGAAUUUACCAGGGUUCUACACUGGUUCUACAGGUUUCUACCGCAUAUCGGACCCGCAAAGGUGGUAGUCUACCGGCAACGAUAUGGGAAGGCAGGUGGUAAGAGGUCUGCACGUAUGACUGAGGCGAAGUCAGUCAAUCCAACCGGGUCCGAUCUACUUCCUCCAAAGUCAUCAGCCCCCGAUCGAAAGGAAGACAAGGGAGUAUCGGAAGAGCUGCUAGCUGCGGCUACAAUGGGAGCAAGACGUCCGCGAUGUGGCGUAUGCCAGCGGAAGUUGACCCUACUCGGGUUGAAAUCAUUAUCACUUUUAUAUGGAAAGAAAGCGAUCAAAGACAAACGAGAAUGGUCAAAGGGGAUGAUCGGGUCACAUUCACCAUCUCAAGAUAUUAAUUGCCCUUCCCCAAUCAAAAUCACAGGAAAGCGGGUCGACCCGGAAGAAGUAUUUGAGAAGAUUUUCGGUGGGGAGAGAUUCGUGGGUGUUAUAGGACAUAUUAGUUUGGCGAGGCGGCGUUUCAGGGGGCUGAGGAGGAGGCAUGGAGUGAGGAAGGGAAGGGAAACCUGUGAUUACAUAUCAACCCUCCGUGCUGCCCUUGACCCCAAAUCCAUCUUCGACCAAAUUCAGGCAACCGGAAACCUCACACCUGCCGAGCAACAGGCUGCGGGGAAGGGGUUACAGGCACUGUUUAAGUAUGCGAAGUUAGCGGUUGAGGAGGUGUUGAGGGAGGUGUGUGAUAUGGUUUUGGAGUUAGAUGAAGAUACGAGUGGUAUUGGGAGGGAAAAGGCUGUGUUGACGGCUGUGGCGUUACAGACUUUGGGUAAGGCAUAUGCGCUUUCAGGCACGACACAUCAUCCGCAAGGCUCUCGGACGAAUUCGCCUACUCCCAGAACCUCCAGUACCCCAGAUCCGAAUUCAUCUAAUCACAGUACCACUAACAGUAAGAGCAGCAGCAUUGGUCUUGGAGGAAUCGGUACUGGGUUGGGCAAUCUCGGAAGAGAUAUCGGUCCGGGGUUGGGUGGGAUGGUUGGGUUUCGUGCUUCUUUCACUACCACUACUUCCACUACUUCCGCUCCCAAUCCCAAUUCCCAUCAUAGUUCCAGCCUCAUUGCAAUUGGAUCAAGCCAGGCAUUUGGUGUAGGUGUAGGUGGAUGUAGCAGUAAUCCAGGAGGUCAAGGGAGUCAAUGCGCGCAAGGAGGUCAGGGCAGUUAA
Lentinula edodes (shiitake mushroom) is the source of this 1209-nucleotide messenger RNA. RefSeq lists its product as uncharacterized. Bases 1 to 1209 code for a protein of 402 amino acids. The transcript is spliced from 8 exons. Lineage: Eukaryota; Fungi; Basidiomycota; Agaricomycetes; Agaricales; Omphalotaceae. The record is from RefSeq and is a predicted model, not a curated record.